This is a messenger RNA of Lymnaea stagnalis (great pond snail), 987 nucleotides long. The record is from the annotation of a GenBank genome assembly. NCBI's taxonomy places the organism in Eukaryota, Metazoa, Mollusca, Gastropoda, Lymnaeidae.
AUGCUAGAAGUAAGUGACGUCAUGUUCAUGAUUCAAGAUGCGGAGGACGCGUCCUACGACAACACCUCACUGUUCCUUGAAGACGAAGACGUUAUGAUUGCGCACUACGUCAUGGUGGUCGUAUGUACAAUAUACGUGCCUAUAAUUUUGGUCUCUAACUUUAUUGUCUUCUGGGGAAUCUUUCUGUACCCAGGCUUCCAAAAUCCAAACAACUAUUUACUCUUAAGCCUGUCCAUAGCGGACUUUUUGACCGGAUGUUUUUGUUUACCCAUGUACAUACUCAGUUACCUCCCCUUCACGUAUAAGUUCGUCUUUACCAACAAGUACGUGUGCCUGACCUGGUUUGCAUCGAUUGAGAUCGGUCCGGGCGGCUCGCUCGCCAACCUGUUUUUCAUCACCAUCGACCGCUACAUCGCCGUGCUGUGGCCGCUGCGGUACCCGCAGAUCGUGACAAAGCCCAGAACCAUCAAAGCGGUUAUUUGUAUGUGGUGCUUCAUCUCCCUUCUGGCCUUCUCGCCGAUGCUGUUCGAUUGGAACAAGUACGACCCGACACUCCUGCCGUUGACGGCGCGCUGCAACUUUCACAAGACGCUGCCAGUGUGGUACGUCGUCAUUGCCACAUUCGGCACCGUCUUGACCACACUCCUGAUAUGCUCCGUACUUAACGCUCAAAUCAUCUACGUCUCCCGACGUCAGGUGAACUCCUUCAGAAAAAGAAUCUCCAGCUUCAGCCGAGAGCAGAUUCGCAAUUUUCAGAACCGAAUGAACUCUGUGAAGAUCACAUCGUACCUGAUGCUCCUGUUUAUAGUGCUGCUGCUGCCGUACAUGGUGCUCGCGCCAUUCAAGUACUACAGGAAGUUCUCACAGAAGAACAUCGAGAUCAUCAGAGUCACCACCCUGCUGCUGACCUUCACAAACUCCAUUGUCAACGCACCGAUCUACGCCAUGUUUCGGCGGGAAUACAAAGAGGUCUUCAAAGUCUUGCUG